UCUCUCUCUCGCAUCAAAUUCCUUUCUUCCAUCGUCCUUGAUCCAAUUAGGGCAAGAGGACAAAAAGCAGUCGGAUUGAUUCGCGGCAGCUGGUCUCCUUCCUCGCCGAUCCCGCAUCCGGCGAUCUCCAUUCCUCGCGUGAGCUGAUCAUCGAUCCCCCCCCUUCUUCCUCCCCGUUUCGCGCCUCCGCCGAUCACCGGUCCCCGAUCGGCGAUUUCCUCUUCCUCCUCCUCCUCCUCCCCUCACUCCGGGAGCGCUUGCUCGGGCUUGAUCGAUCGAGAUAUGUUUCUGGUGGACUGGUUCUACGGGGUCCUGGCGUCGCUCGGCCUGUGGCAGAAGGAGGCCAAGAUCCUGUUCCUCGGCCUCGAUAAUGCCGGCAAGACCACCUUGCUCCACAUGCUGAAGGACGAGAGACUAGUUCAGCAUCAGCCCACGCAGUACCCGACUUCUGAAGAGUUGAGUAUUGGGAAAAUUAAGUUCAAGGCUUUUGAUUUGGGAGGCCAUCAGAUUGCUCGCAGAGUUUGGAAGGAUUACUAUGCCAAGGUGGAUGCUGUCGUCUACCUGGUUGAUGCUUAUGACAAGGAGAGGUUUGCAGAAUCAAAGAAGGAACUGGACGCACUCCUCUCUGAUGAGGCCCUUGCGAAUGUUCCAUUCCUUGUAUUGGGAAACAAGAUCGACAUUCCGUAUGCUGCCUCUGAAGAUGAACUGCGAUACCAUCUUGGUUUGACCAACUUCACCACCGGAAAGGGAAAGGUAAAUCUAGCAGACUCAAAUGUCCGUCCCCUAGAGGUAUUCAUGUGCAGCAUCGUUCGCAAAAUGGGCUAUGGGGAUGGUUUCAAGUGGCUUUCUCAGUACAUUAAGUAGCGUAUUGAUCCACAUGAUGCAGUACAGCGCCCCCUGAGAAAAAUCUGUUCAGCAUUCACCCUCCUGUUGUUUUAGCCCCGGGGUUGGCUUUAAACUGGAUAUAUGUUGUGAAUGUGUUUGGAAGGAGGAAUUGUUCUCUCUGUAAAAUUCACUUGUGGCAACAAGGUAGUCUCUCUGGUAUUGUAGUUUGCUGAUCAAGUUCUCCA
Syzygium oleosum is the source of this 1070-nucleotide messenger RNA. RefSeq names its product GTP-binding protein SAR1A. Gene Ontology annotation, cellular component: endoplasmic reticulum exit site; COPII vesicle coat. Bases 283 to 864 code for a protein of 193 amino acids. The transcript has 3 exons. The record is from RefSeq and is a predicted model, not a curated record. Lineage: Eukaryota; Viridiplantae; Streptophyta; Magnoliopsida; Myrtales; Myrtaceae. Gene Ontology annotation, molecular function: GTP binding; GTPase activity. Gene Ontology annotation, biological process: vesicle organization; intracellular protein transport; endoplasmic reticulum to Golgi vesicle-mediated transport.